AAUAACACGAAGUCAGUCGUCUGGGUGAUUUACAAAGGACGCGUCGCAGUUCUAGAAUUUAUAAUGAUUAAAUUUAAAGUAAUUAUUUUUCUUACAAUUGUGCUUACGUGUAGCGGACAUUUGCGACUUUUCGGUGAUAUACUUUCGAGCACUCAUGAGAAAAUACAUUCUACUGUUCAUGAUAUAGCUGGUUCAGUACUGGGGGGACUGUCCCAUGGUAUUAAUCUCAACAUAGAAGGCCAUGUUGGCGUUAAUGAACAACGACGACCCGAUCCAGGAUUCCAUCAGAACCCUCAUCAAAAUGGAUACAAUCCAGUUCCACCAGGUUCUCAGAACGUAGAUAAAGUUAUUGUUAUUAUUAAAGAAGAAGAUAAUUAUAAUAGAAGACCUGAUCAACCAAAUAGGCCUCCGUACAAUGAAUACAGACCAAAUAACCAACGCCCAAAUUAUGAUAAUUCAAAUGGACAGGGGAAUUACAAUAACGGACAAUCAAAUUAUGGAAACCCAAAUAAUAACUACCAAGGAAAUGAUAAUCAAGGUAAUUAUGGACGACCGAACGGUAAUAAUUACAACCAAAAUAAUUACGAGAGACCCAAUAAUAUCCCUAACAAUAACAAUGACAAUCAAAAUCACUACGGAACAAUUAAUACACCAGAAAAGGUCACCACAAAGCAACCUUAUUAUCCUCCGGUUGAAACUACAACGAAAAAGCUAAAUAAUGAUGAACCAUUUUUCGUCCCACUAAGUCCGGAUGAGUACAACUAUGGCGGACAGAAAAUUAACAUCACAGAACCAAAGCGCGAAACGAAUAAAGACAUACAGAAACAAAUUCAGGACGGAGUGGGGAACCUUGAUAUAAGAUUUAACGAUAAUUAAUAAGUAGUUUUAUACGAAGAUUUUUCACUUUUAAUAUAUUUAUGAUAAUAAAAAUAUAAUGUUU
Pieris brassicae (large cabbage white) is the source of this 940-nucleotide messenger RNA. Its product is annotated as GATA zinc finger domain-containing protein 14-like. NCBI's taxonomy places the organism in Eukaryota, Metazoa, Arthropoda, Insecta, Lepidoptera, Pieridae. The transcript has a single exon. The coding region runs from base 64 to 876 and encodes 270 amino acids. The record is from RefSeq and is a predicted model, not a curated record.